AUGGGGCCUAAUACUGCCCCACCGCUUGUAGGCGGUAACGUGGAGCUCGGUCAAUUGUUGGGAACGGGCGGGUUCGGUAAGGUGUACUUUGCAUACGACAGGAAGCGGCAAAUGAAUGUUGCUGUAAAGGUCAUUGACAAGAGGCUGGUGAUGCUCAACGAUUUAAAGAGUUACGUGGAGCGGGAGAUUGAGGUGAUGCGGAAGAUCAAACACCCACACGUAGUGAAGCUGUUUGACGCCAUUGAGUCAACGAGUGCAUAUAAUCUUGUCAUGGAGUUGGCACAGAACGGGGAGCUGUUUGACAAGAUUGUACAUUCGGAGCGCUUUGAUGAGAAAACAGCCCGUUUCUAUUUUCAGCAGCUCAUCUCCGCGGUCCAUUAUUGCCACGGCAUCAAUAUUGCACACCGUGAUCUCAAGGCGGAAAAUCUUCUUGUAGGCAAAAAUAAUGAACUGAAGAUUUGUGACUGGGGACUCUCUCGAUACACAAAGGAAGGGCUUCUUUCGAAUGAACAGGUGGUCCUCUUUCGCUCGCUUGCUGGAAGCAUUGACUACCAGGCGCCCGAGGUGCUUAAAGGUGGAGGAUAUGAGGGGGGCGCAUGUGAUAUGUGGAGUUGCGGGGCCAUCCUGUUCUUUAUGUUGUGCGGCUAUCUUCCGUUUACAGAUACCUCAGACAUACAGACCAAGAGACGCAUCCUCACCUGCCAAUACAAUGCGAAAAAUCGAUAUCUUUCUCCUGGAGCCAGUGAUCUUAUUGCGCACCUAUUGGAACUUGAUCCGGCAGUUCGUUAUAGCACCUUUGAUGUCAUUGGUCACCCUUGGUUUCAGGUGAACUUGGAUCUAGGCCUCUUCCCUGAGGCGCAGCUCAGUGGGGAGCGCUCACCACUGAGCCCACUGACGGGUGAAUUCAUUAGGCGUGUUUUGACGCCAAGUGGGGGCUUCGACGACACGUACUCAUCGGGAAUAGAACUAUUUGAUGAAAUUCACAGGGCGUUUGUCUCGUGUAAUGUGAAUGGCAGUGGAUUUCUCAGCAGAGAGGAGGUGCGUGACGCGCUUAUCAAGCUUAAAAAUCAUCAGCCGGUAUCCGAAGAGGAGGUGAACAGCUUCAUGUCCAACUUCUCACUGGACAAAGAUGGCCGCAUUUCCGAAGAGGAGUUUUUCAUCGGCUGCACCACAAACCAGGACGUUGGAAAGAAGUAUAAUAUUAGCCGCAUGGCAGACCUGUUUCACUACGAUCUAGAGAAGGAAUACCUAGAGGAGGUUCGUCGCGCGUUUGACUCGUUUGACGUGAAGCACACCGGCCUGAUUACACCGGAGAGCUUGAAGGAGCUGAAUCUUCACUAUAGUGAAGAAGAGAUUAAGAAAUUCUUUGAUAACAUUGAUCCCAAUAAUCAUGGCAAUGGAACACUUUCCUUUGAACAGUUUGUCACGAUGUGUUCUAGGUAUGAUACAUUUAAGGAACACCCCAUCACGCAACGACUCCGCCGCUUUGAGAAAUUUUUUAACGUCACCGACAUCAAGUCGCUUAAUAAUUGUUUGGCCACGGGGUUUACUGUUGCAGGGAGAAAAGAGAACAUCAUUUUACGCCUUCGUUCGAAGGAGGCAACGCUCUCAACAAAGUUUGAGAACAGUGUUGGUGGGCUCCUCUACGGUACCUAUAGGAAAUCCAACAAACGAAUCCUGGAAGUCGGUAUCCGCCUCAUUCCCUCUGCUGCUGGCUACACCAAAGUGGCACCGUACCGUAUCGCCGGAAAGACGAAGGAAUUCCACAACUGGUUUUUGGAAUUACGUAAGGCGCUUAGGGAAGAGAUUCUCCGUUGCGAAGAAGACACUAUAGUGAAGGGAGAACCGGAGCUAAUCUGA
Messenger RNA from Trypanosoma cruzi, 1860 nucleotides. RefSeq names its product protein kinase, putative. Gene Ontology annotation, biological process: protein phosphorylation. NCBI's taxonomy places the organism in Eukaryota, Euglenozoa, Kinetoplastea, Trypanosomatida, Trypanosomatidae. The transcript has a single exon. The coding region runs from base 1 to 1860 and encodes 619 amino acids. The record is from RefSeq and is a predicted model, not a curated record. Gene Ontology annotation, molecular function: ATP binding; protein kinase activity; calcium ion binding.